This is a messenger RNA of Tachysurus fulvidraco (yellow catfish), 2076 nucleotides long. It is a transcript of the gene abi2a, whose product is annotated as abl-interactor 2a. The record is from RefSeq and is a predicted model, not a curated record. Gene Ontology annotation, molecular function: SH3 domain binding. Bases 133 to 1830 code for a protein of 565 amino acids. Gene Ontology annotation, cellular component: lamellipodium. Lineage: Eukaryota; Metazoa; Chordata; Actinopteri; Siluriformes; Bagridae. The transcript has 12 exons.
UACGACGCGUAUGGAGCCGUAUCCUGUAGUGCACUACGUAUCCAUUAUCAGUGAUUUGGGAUUAAACCCAUUUGAAUGAGCGCGUUUGAGUGUGUGUGUGCGCGCGCGUGUGUGUUGAAAAAGAUGUAAAAGAUGGCGGAGCUACAGAUGCUCCUGGAGGAAGAAAUUCCUGCCGGACGGAGAGCUUUGCUGGACAGUUUCACCAACCUUGAAAGAGUCGCUGAAUACUGCGAAAGUAAUUACGUGCAGUCUCAAGAUAAGCACAGAGCACUAGAAGAAACAAAAAACUACACAACUCAGUCUCUGGCCAGUGUUGCCUACCUGAUCAAUACACUCGCAAAUAAUGUGCUGCAGAUGCUGGAUAUCCAGGCGUCACAGCUACGCCGGAUGGAGUCCUCAAUCAACCACAUCUCGCAGACAGUGGAUAUACACAAGGAAAAGGUAGCAAGAAGGGAGAUUGGCAUCCUGACAACCAAUAAAAACACCUCUCGCACCCACAAAAUUAUUGCUCCAGCCAAUCCUGAGCGUCCAGUGCGUUACAUACGGAAACCUAUCGACUACAAUGUGCUGGAUGAUAUUGGCCAUGGAGUAAAGUGGUUGCUUAGGUUCAAGGUUGGAAAUCAAAGCAUGAAGAUGGGGGGUCUUCCUCGGACCACCCCUCCAACACAAAAACCUCCGAGCCCUCCAUUACCUGGAAAGGGAACCAUAGGGAGACACUCUCCAUAUAGGACACUGGAACCAGUGCGUCCUCCUGUGGUCCCUAAUGACUAUGUUCCCAGUCCCACACGCAACAUGGCACUUGGGCAGCAGCAGAGUCCUGUGCGCACAGCGUCACUGAACCAGAGGAACCGUACCUAUAGUGGGAGUAGCGGGGGCAGCCAUCCAAGCAGUCGCAGCAGCAGUCGGGAAAACAGUGGGAGUGGCAGUGUGGGAGUGCCAAUCGCUGUGCCCACCCCCUCUCCCCCUAAUGCAUAUCCAGCCUCUGUGGCUGGGGCCUCUAGCUGUUCUUCAGCUUCACUUAACACCACCCAACCUUCUGCUGCCUGUUCUAAGUCUGCCGCCACCCAGUCUUUAACAAACCUCACUACUCCUACUGAGCUUUCCCCCAUGUUCCCCCCUGCUGCUGAAGCCAUAGCCGAACCCACUUCUUCUCAACCCAUUAGUCCUGCUACAGCUACUGCCUCCUCCUCCUCUGCCUCCUCCUCAUCUUCUUCCUCUACCUCCACUACCCCUGCACCAGGCACUGCCCCUCAGUUCUACAGUAUGAACAGACCUGUACCCAGACAGAUCACGCCCCCUGUUGGUGGCUCUCUGCCUUACCGCCGUACACCCUCUGUCAGCAGCCAGUCCUCUAUGUCUGCCAGUCAGCAGAAUGGAGGACCACACUACAACCAGGGCCAAGUGGCACUUCCUCCCCCCUCCAUCCUGCAGAUUACUCCUCAGCUUCCUCUCACAGGCUUCGUGGCUCGAGUUCAGGAGACCAUUUCAGAUGCUCCACCUCCACCUCCUCCUACAGAAGAGAGUAUGUUUCAAGAAGUGCAGCCUCCUCCUCCACCUCUGGAGGAUUAUGAAGAAGAGUCCUCAGUGGUGGAAUACAGUGACCCGUAUGCUGAGGAAGACCCGCCUUGGGCUCCAUGUGUUUACUUGGAGAAAGUGGUGGCGAUCUAUGACUACACACAAGACAAAGAGGAUGAACUGUCAUUCCAGGAAGGGGCAAUCAUCUACGUUAUUAAGAAGAAUGAUGAUGGUUGGUAUGAGGGUGUGAUUAAUGGCUCUACUGGACUUUUCCCUGGUAACUACGUGGAGUCCAUCAUGCACUACACAGAGUGAUGCUUGAAGCAGUGCAGUCAGCACUAAAGCUAACACACAUGGGUACAGCACAGACAGCCGUUACAGCAGAUUUCAGGCAUAUUCAGAUAUUCAGGCAGGACUAAUUGUCAUUUGUGAGAAGAGCAAACUUCAGUGGAAGGAAAAAUUAAAGUGGACAUGUUGGCUUUUCAGAAAAGAAGGCUUGCAGUAUUAGAAUAUUAUAAAAUGUACUAACAAUAAAAUCUUGUUACUCUUUUGUUUGAUGAA